GUGAGAACCAUACAGCUACGUCAUGGCUCCGAGUAUGCACAAAUCAUCAUAUUAAAGACGAAAAAAUGAAAGCAAGGAAGCGAGCACCCAUAACUAUUCUGGAUCUCUCUCUGAUUAAUAGCAACAACCAGCAGAAUAGUAGAGCAGUAGAUACUUGGGGAAGAAAAGCCCUGUGACGCUAGAUACUGCGCCAAGCGUAUACUUACUUACUGCUGUAUCGAUCUAGCCUGCAUCUCCCCAGAUUUGACAGACCCACCAAACCCGUUUCGGUUUCGCCAACCAUCAAACCCAACGAUUAUAUCUGAUAUCCUCUACGAUGUUCUCAUAAUCUUACACACUUCCACCCUGAUAUGGGACUCCCGAUGGACGGUAAUAUCCAUGCACCUACGGUACCCUCCGGCCCCACCACCGGAGGGGUUGCCGCUCGAGACCUCUCUAAGCUCUCGAUGAUGGAACUGAUGGCGGAGAAGGAGCGCUUGGAAGCUGAGCUUUCAGCUCUCAGCAGCGUGUUGACUUCGCAUGGAGUGAACAUGAAUACAGGCUUGACAACCUUCGACGGUUACCCACGCGACGAUAUCGAUAUCGCCCAAAUUCGAACUACACGAGCCCGCAUAAUCCACCUUCGGAACGAUCACAAGGAUGUCAUGAAUCGUCUGGAGAAAGGCCUCCACGAGCACUUUGCCAACCUUCAACAGGCACAAACACAGGCGGCUGCUGGGGUGACAGAUGCGUCCAGUUCUGCAUCUCAGGUAGCACUGGCCGACGCGACGUCGACUUCCCCGGCAGGGAUCGUGGAGACUCCAUUUGCAAAGGUCAACAGUGUUGUCAGUGGCAGCCCGGCUGAACAGGCAGGCCUUAAGGCCGGUGAUACGAUUCGAAAUUUUGGAGGAGCCAACUGGAUGAACCAUGAACGACUCUCCAAGGUCGCGCAGAUUGUCCAGCAACACGAAGGGAUCCCCUUAGUUGUAAAAGCUGUCCGGAAGGCUGAGAGUGGUUCUGGGACUACGGAGCUGACCUUGCGAUUGACUCCACGGCGUGACUGGGGUGGUCGCGGCCUGUUAGGUUGCCACUUGGUUCCUCUGUAGAUUUGGUUGCUCCUCACUGCUUGAUUCGCACGAAUAUCCCCCGCGACGCGCAGAUACCCUCCUCAGCGUAGGCUCGGUCUUUGCAAGGCAUUCUGUUACGAGAGACAUGAUCAUGAUGGAGUCUAGGUCACCGAGUGUUACUGGUUCCUCCGGGUUUAGGAGUCAAGAGGAUACCUAUAGAUAGGCCUUUGUAUGGCAAUCGAAGACUGUACCAGUAAUAUUGAAUUACGUGACGAUCAUGCUCUGGCAGUAAUACAUUGAGUCACCCCAACAAAAUAAUAAUCUGCUAUGGUAUGCGCGUGAAGCUGGUUUGUUUGCAGGGAGUGUACCAUAGAUAACUGGCGGCCCAUAGCGCGCUGUAGAACAUUUUCCACGGAGUUCGCUGAGCAGGGAUCCGGAGGGGCAAGCCGUGGGCGGUCACGUGACCUGGAGGCUCCUCGUUUG
Paecilomyces variotii is the source of this 1529-nucleotide messenger RNA. Its product is annotated as putative 26S proteasome non-ATPase regulatory subunit 9. Gene Ontology annotation, molecular function: protein binding. The coding region runs from base 351 to 1085 and encodes 244 amino acids. Gene Ontology annotation, cellular component: cytoplasm; nucleus. NCBI's taxonomy places the organism in Eukaryota, Fungi, Ascomycota, Eurotiomycetes, Eurotiales, Thermoascaceae. The transcript has 4 exons. Gene Ontology annotation, biological process: proteasome regulatory particle assembly. The record is from RefSeq and is a predicted model, not a curated record.